Polypterus senegalus (gray bichir) is the source of this 4294-nucleotide messenger RNA. RefSeq names its product IKAROS family zinc finger 1 (Ikaros) (gene ikzf1). Gene Ontology annotation, cellular component: nucleus. The coding region runs from base 54 to 1871 and encodes 605 amino acids. The record is from RefSeq and is a predicted model, not a curated record. The transcript has 9 exons. Lineage: Eukaryota; Metazoa; Chordata; Cladistia; Polypteriformes; Polypteridae. Gene Ontology annotation, molecular function: DNA-binding transcription factor activity; RNA polymerase II cis-regulatory region sequence-specific DNA binding. Gene Ontology annotation, biological process: regulation of transcription by RNA polymerase II.
AAAAAAACAGGGGCUCACAAGAUGCCCCGCGUGAGUAUCUGAGAAAGUUAGCAAUGCUCAGCUGGAACGAGGAAGUGCCGUGGAGAGGGGAGGGACUCCGCGCUGAGCUCCCUCCUGCAGCCGCGGCGUUGAGAGGCGCACCACAUGGAGCUGCGGAGAGCUGGAAGAGCCUCAUACUGCAAACUCAGGGAAUCGCAGAAUACCUGCACAGAAUGGAAAUCGAGGAAGCCCAGGAUAUGUCACAGGUCUCAGGACGUGAGAGUCCAUCUGUGAAUGAUAUCCCUGAGGAGAAUGAUGAGCCCAUGCCUGUACCUGAAGAUCUCUCUGCCACUGCAGGACAGCAGCACGCCCCAAAAAAUGACAAAGUUUUGGCCAGUAAUAUUAAAGUAGAAAAUCAGAGUGAAGAGAAUGGGAAUGCCUGUGAAGUGAAUGGGGAGGAAUGUGCAGAGGAUUUGCGAGUGCUUGAUGCUUCAGGAGCAAAACUGAACGGCUCCCACGAUGGCCAAAGCGGCAAAACCUACUCAUCAGUUGGUGGCAUUCGUCUCCCCAACGGGAAGCUUAAAUGUGAUAUCUGUGGAAUUGUUUGCAUCGGCCCAAAUGUUCUUAUGGUACACAAACGAAGCCACACUGGUGGGCAACUAAGACAGUGGCCAUGGAGAAGUGAACUGAGGAUGAGUAGAAAGGCAGAAGAGCGAGGGGGAGUUGUGCCCACCAUUCUACAUUUUAAGGGGGAACGGCCAUUUCAUUGUAAUCAGUGUGGUGCCUCAUUCACUCAGAAGGGCAAUCUGCUCCGUCAUAUAAAGCUGCACUCUGGUGAAAAGCCGUUCAAGUGCCAUCUGUGCAACUAUGCCUGUCGUCGCAGAGAUGCCCUCACAGGUCACCUCCGCACUCACUCUGUUGGGAAACCUCACAAAUGUGGAUACUGUGGCCGGAGCUACAAACAGCGCAGUUCAUUAGAGGAACACAAAGAGCGCUGUCACAACUACUUGCUUCAAAAUAACUUGUACUCAGUAGUAAAGGAAGAAAGCAACCACAAUGAGAUGAGUGAAGACUUAAGCAAGAUGGGAGCAGAGAGAGCCUUGGUGCUAGACAGACUAGCUAGUAACGUAGCCAAACGUAAGAGCUCUAUGCCUCAGAAGUUUGUGGGUGAGAAGAGGUUGUCUGAUCUGUCCUACGAUGGUAAUUCAAACAGUUACGAAAAGGAUAGUGAAUUAAUGCAGCCUCAUGUCAUGGACCAGGCAAUCAACAGUGCUAUCAGCUACCUGGGAGCAGAAUCUUUACGUCCAUUAGUACAAACCCCUCCAGCAUCAUCAGAUGUGGUCAUCAGUCCAAUAUUCCCACUGCACAAGCCGCUUCCUGAUAACCAUAGUCGCAACAACGGCAGUGCUCAUGGUCAUUCAGCCCAGGACAGUGCUGUGGAAAACCUGCUCCUCCUCUCCAAGGCUAAGUCCAUUUCUACAGAGCAGGAUGCUUCACCAAGCAACAGCUGCCAGGACUCAACCGACACAGAAAGCAAUGUUGAAGAGCGAGCAGGGACCGGGGGGCUCAUCUACCUGACUAAUCACAUUGCACCCCAAGCCAGAAAUGGAGUACCGACAUUGAAAGAUGAGCAAAGCAGACCGUAUGAUCUCAUGAGGGCUGGCAUGGAACUGUCAGCUGAAGGCUUCCGAGUCAUAAGCAAUGAUGGUGAGCCAGUGCGAGUGUACAGAUGUAACCACUGUCGGGUGUUGUUCCUUGAUCACGUCAUGUACACCAUCCACAUGGGAUGCCACGGCUUCCGAGACCCUUUUGAAUGCAACUUGUGUGGCCACCGUAGUCAGGAUAGGUACGAGUUUUCCUCACACAUAACUCGAGGGCAGCACCAUUUUUAAAGCUGAAUGAACAUUUUAUGCACAUAGCCAUUUACAACCCCCCACACACGUACAGUGUUGCACAUACGCACUUCUUCAUAAAUGUGUGAGUUUGUGUGCAGUCACAAAGUGCAUGGAGUUCUGGAAACAUCCAAAGAAAUAUCACAUUUUUGUUGGGAUAUUUUCUAUGUAUUACUAUAGGUGAAAGUAUGGACACCACAUCACUUUUGGCAUCGCAGAAGAACAAUAUUAAACUAUUCACAAGUGCUCUGAUGAACAAUGAGAUUUAUACGUAAUCAGAAGAGUUUUUUUUUUAAUUUUGUUGGAGGUGUAGUGAGUCAAGAUGAAAUGUUGGAUUUUUUAUUGUUGAAAAGAAGACUGCCAAACAGAUGAAAUGACCAAGUAUUUAGCUUGAUGCUAUUAUAACAAAGUUUGCCAAGCUAACUGUGUGUUUUUAACUACAAAGCAACUUUUGAUUAAUGUAGCACAUGUGAAAAAAAAUAGAAAAGAAGCAAAAACAGUAUUUUUGUAAUAUGUCAGUCAAGUGCUGGUGUAAUUUAUACUUUAUAUUUAAAGAUCCUCCAGCUGCCAUUUUAAUUUUCAGCAGUAUGCUUUCAUAUCUGGAUAUAGGUUGGUUUAACUUUCUUUUUUUUUUUUUGUAUAUCUAAUAAAAUGUAAAAAAUUUUGGCAAAAUUAAGAAAAAACUGAUAGAUCAUUUUUACAAGGUUUCUCGGGUACUAAGUGAUCCUGUGGAAAGUCACAGUCUGCCCACAUUAGGCACCUCCUCUUAUUUCUUUGGCAUUUUACCACAGCAUUUGAUUUCCUCCAUCAAUGUGCUGCAGGAAACAUCCCCUAGAACCAGGAAAUGUCUCAUGCAAGGCAGCCGUUAAACCAAAUCACUGGCUGAAGACAAUGAAGGGAGAAAGUAAAAUGGCUCUUUUUUCUACCCUUGAUAAGGGGAUGAUUUGUGUCAUUCCAUGGAUCUCUGCAAUAUCUCCAAAAGCAUACUUUUCAGAUUUUUGUUUUUCCUUAUUUGGAGGAAUUUACUCUUACUUGAUAUAAUAGUUCAGUUUAGGAAGGAGUAAUUUUGCAUUGAAUUAUCUUCUCGGUUUCACUUUUAGCCUUAAUUAUGUCUCUCUUGAUUUUCUUAUGCAUACUGCAGAAGAGGAAACUUUAAAGGGAAGAUGAGCGAUUUUGGUUAAGUUUAAAAGGUUUAAGUAUUAUCCUUUCAGUUUAUCACUUUGGAAAAGGGUGACUGUUUUUGUGUUUAUUUAUUUUCUAAUCUUUUUGUGCUCCAUAAAAUGAUAUUUUACCAUGACAUGGCGUUAUGCUUAUUGGCGGCACUGAAGUGGCUUUGUAAAGAAUUAAUUAUGUGUAUACAUUUAUGUGUAUCCUGUAAUGGCCUGACAUCCCAUCCAGGAUUGAUGCCUAUCUUUCAUCCACUGCUUCGUAGAUACUGGAAGCAUUGGCUUCCCACAAGACUGUGCCAAGGAAACUGCAUUCAGAAGAUGAACAAACUGAAGGAUGACUUAAUACAAGGAUGUGUGCCACAAUAGCCUGGCAUAAGUUUCUGCCAAUGCACCUGUGUUGCCCACAUGGCUGGCACUGGCACUCACAAUUAUAAAGAGGAAUAUAAGUUAUCAGAGAGCUUAAAGAUGGGCAGUUCAACAUGUGAGAUUUUUACACUCUGUAGAAAUUGUAUGAACCCUUUGUGAUUUUGAUCCCAAUUUCACCAUACUGUACUUUUGUGAGGAAAGCAUAUUUAUCCUUUGCUUCACCUGAUUUUUUUGUCCUACCUAGAGGAUUACCUCAUAUUCUUCUCCUAUUUUAGAGGGAUUACUUCUGAUUUUUACGCCCAGUUUCCUUAUUUUUUUCUAACUGCAGAUGCAUUUUAUUUUUUUAUUUAGAAUAGUUUCAGUUAUGUGAUACUAUAGUUGUUUUAUUGUGAAAGCACAAGUAAAAAAGGAACAACAUAUCUUUAAUUUAAAGCACAAAAAGGCAUAUAACAUACAGUAUAUUUCUGUGUACAUGUAGAGCCUUAAUAAAGCCAUCAGAGUUAGUGAAAUCUUGCGGUCACAUUUCCAUUUAGAGUAUUUAUACCACUUUGGCAAAGGGAUGUUUAUUAUUAUUAUUAUUAUUUUAUAUUUAUUAUAAAAUGCUUGCUUUGUUCUUUUAAUUAAAUUCAUAUAUACUGUACAUUCUGAACUACACCACAGCUGGAAGAUUAAGGAGCACAGCAACAACAAGCAAAUCACUGAAUGUUUUUCAAACUCCUUUGGUUGAAUUUAUGUUUGGUAUCUCUCUGGCUGUAAGAUAGCUUGUUCCUAAGCUCUGAAUUUUUUUUUUUUUUGUUUGUUUUGUUUUGUUUUAAAACAGGAAAACUAUUCCUUAUUUUUGUAUGCAUUUGUGAUGUGGACACUGAAUAAAAUACUUCUUUAAAAAUA